AUGACAAUUACGUCAAUCUUUGUAAAAAGUGCUUAUCAGCCAAGUCAUGAAUUACAAUUGCGUUUUUACGCUUACUACAAACAAGCGAUGGAAGGACCAUGUCAACAGCCAAAACCAGCAUUUUGGGAAGUGGUUAAAAAAGCCAAAUGGGAUGCUUGGAUGAAAUUAGGAAAUAUGAGCCGUCAAGAGGCUAUGAACAAUUAUGUUGAAGAAUUAAAGAAAAUUGUUGAAACAAUGUCUUACACCGACAACGUCGCUAAUUUUUUGGGCAGCUUAGAUUCAUUUUAUGAAAGUGUACCGUCUGAAGAUUUAGAAAUGCUCGUGGGCCCAGUUAUUGAACGUAUGCGCUCACAACCUGGUUCACCAUUAUCUGGAUCACCAUUAGGUUCUAGAGAAACGUCACCACAAAGAGUACGCAAUUCAUCACGUCAUAUUACUAGUAGCUUGGAAACAAGUCCUGCUAGUAGUCAUAUGGUAUUAUCGGCACCUCUAGAAAAAUCAUUCAAAGAAUUAAAGUCUUCCAUUGGAAAUGGACAAUCAAAAAAAAAUAUCGGGGACCAAGUUAAGUUAACAGCAAUACCAACAAGUUUAACAAAUGGCUACGCUAAAAACAUUAAUGAAGGAAAAUACCAUUUGAUAAAUAAUGACAAACACAAUAAUCAUGACCGCAGCAGAGCAAGAGAUAAAAAACAUGAUAAAGAUCAUCAUGAAGAAAUAAAAAGUGAACUAAUAAAUCAAAUGGCUGAGACAUUACAAAAUUUACAAAAUGAUUUGGACAGGAUAACUGGUCGUGUUAGGAGUUUAGAAGGACAAAAUUUACAAUUACUCACCCCUCAAACGGAACGAUCAAAUAUUUAUCCAAGAUGGUGGCCCUUAUCAGAUUGUUCACCAAGAAUCUUAGCAUUAAUAAUUUUGUGGCCGUUUGCAGCUCAAUUUGCUAUCAAUAUCAUUCGACGUUAUCGCCAACAAAGAAUGUGA
Molecule: messenger RNA, 978 nt
Organism: Cotesia congregata
Lineage: Eukaryota; Metazoa; Arthropoda; Insecta; Hymenoptera; Braconidae
Source: the annotation of a GenBank genome assembly